UACAAUCAUUUAUAAUAUAUUAUAAUAAAACAAUUAAAAUGCAGACUAUUGAAGAUUAGAUUAAAUCUUGUUUGAAUAUGGAAAAUCUGACUUAAGACAUCAAACUAGAAUUACGUACAGAAGAGUAAUCAAUCUAAAUGCCAUAAGAAUGGAACGAAGAUUAAACUUAAUUUCAAGAAAGAGUAGAUUAAUAAUAAUUUUAAUAAUAAUAAUAAUAAAACAUCUAACAGUCACAAUGCUAAAUGGUAAAUAAUGUUUUGGAUGAUUCACCAAUAUUUAAUUAAUCAAUUAUUUCUAAAGAAUUGUAUUAACAUCUUUGUUAAACAUAUAAUUUAUUAAAUUAUCUUCACUAGAAUGCGAUUGAUUUAACUAAAACAUUUAAAGAAGAUAAAGAUUUUGUAACGCGUUUUCUCUAAGCGAUAAAAAUUACAUUUAUUGGAAUUUUGUAACUGGAGUAAAUUGGACUAAUUUUUGAUGAUAAACAAUAAAUAAGUAAAUAAAUCAACGAGGAUUAUGAUAUAAAUGUAAAUAAAAAGAUAUUCAAUUAAAAAGCAGUUUGUAUAUUGUUAGAAUUCAUUUAAAUUUAUGUACUAUCACAUAUAAAAGUAUUAUUUGGAAAAAUAGAAGUUCGAAGAGAAAAAUAGGAAUUGAGAAGUUUGAUAAUCUACUUGUCUAAAUUGCAAACCUGUCUUGAAUAAUUGCCUGGUGCUUCAAAAUUAGAUGUCGAUGAUAUUUUUUGUUAUGAAAGAAGUAAUUAUAGAUGGUAAGGUUUAAAUAGUAUAACAUAAGAAGUGCUAUUGGGUUCAAAAGAAUAAAUCAAAAAAUCAUAUGGAAAAAUAGCUGAAGGAUUACUAUUAGCUAAUGCAAUGAUCUCAAAGGGAUCAGAAUUUAAUAAUGAAGCUGCUAAAAAUUUUAUGUAAGGAUUUGGUGCUUUAUAUUAUUUGGUUGCCAAAAAGGAUGCCAAAAUGAAGGCUGAUCAUUUUAUGGCUGAACCUAAUAAAAAUCUAGCAUUUAAAGCCUGGAAUUUAGGAGAGAGUGGUUUUCUAGGUAAAUUAUUACCUCUGCUCUUUCCAAAUAUUACAUAUAAUAAUAAGAUAUAUAUUCCAUAUUUAUUUAAAAGAUUAGUAGAAGAUAAUAUACUUUAAUAAUAUAAAGAAAAUAAAAUUAAUCGAAUUUAAAAUGAUUGUGGAGAAUGUUUAAAUACUGAUUUACCAAAAAGUGCAGAAUUGCUUUCAAAAAAUAAAUAGAGAAUACCUGUUAGAAUUUUAUGUCAUUAAAAUCUUUAAAAGAUUUAGUCACAUAGUAUAGUAUAACAAUCACUUAAAUUGAUACAAGGAGUAAAAUAAUUUGAUAAAAUAAUUUUUCAUAUACAUGGUGGAGGAUUUGUUAGUAUGUCAUCAAGAUCUCAUUAAACCUAUACUAGAAAGUGGGCUAAAAAUUUGAAAGUGCCAAUAUUUUCAAUAGAUUAUAGAUAAGCUCCAGAAUAUCCUUAUCCUUUUGGUUUAGAUGAUUGUUGGUAAGCUUACAUGUUUAUUAUGAACUAUAUAGAUAAAUAUUUUAACAUAAAUCCUAAAAAGGUCGUUUUGGUAGGAGAUAGUGCAGGAGGUAAUUUAGUGGCUGCAUUAACAGUCCAAAUUAUUAAAUCUGGAGCAAGAAUUCCAGAUGGAAUUUUAAUGGCUUAUCCUGCAUUGCUUUUAGAUAUUAAAUAAUUCACUCCAAGUUUAUUGAUAUCUUUAAAUGAUCCAUUAUUACAUCAUACUGUUUUAAAGCUCUGCAUUUCUUCAUAUGUUCCCGAAUAAUUUAAUGCAAUAUCAGAUCCAUUAUUGUCACCUUCACAUGCAAGUGACGAAAUUCUGUCUAGAUUUCCAUCAACAAGAAUUGUUUUAGGUACUAAUGACCCUUUACAUGAUGAAAGUUUUAGAUUAGCUAAUAAAUUAUAAAAAUUAGGAAAAGAUAUUAAAAUUACUGAGUAUUAAUAUAUGCCUCAUGGAUUUUUAUAAUUUGACGUUACAUCAGGAAUGAAAGAAGCAGAGUAAACAGUUCUUGAUGCAUAAAAUAUUAUUCAAAGUCUACUAACAUGA
Molecule: messenger RNA, 2081 nt
Organism: Paramecium sonneborni
Lineage: Eukaryota; Ciliophora; Oligohymenophorea; Peniculida; Parameciidae
Source: the annotation of a GenBank genome assembly